Parnassius mnemosyne (clouded apollo) is the source of this 1569-nucleotide messenger RNA. NCBI's taxonomy places the organism in Eukaryota, Metazoa, Arthropoda, Insecta, Lepidoptera, Papilionidae. The record is from the annotation of a GenBank genome assembly.
AUGCCUCAUGCGCACUCGAGUUCAGCGGCGAGCUCGGGCGGCGACGACCUGGGCUCCACAGAUGAGGUGAAGGUGUUUAAAGACGAAGGUGACGGAGAAGACGAAAAGCGAAGCUCUGAAAACCUUCUCGAAGAGAAGUCCAGUCUUAUUGAUUGGACCGAGAGUGAGGAAAAAUCGGGUGAACCUUAUUCUGGAAAAUUAUCUGUGAAAUCAGAUUUAAGUCCUGUUUUUGGUAAAUUCGAGCCGCAUCCAGCUGCAAGUUUUAACAUGGGCUACCUCGUGACACCGUACCCCUAUCCCAACGGUGGAGCGCAUCCCCUGCCCGUCUCUAUGACCAGUAAGAUGGGUCUUCCUGCAGGCGGCGGCCUUUCGCUAUUCUGCCCGGGAGGUGACUUAGGGCAACCACCACCUGCGCAUAUGGGCAUCCCUCCACCCUAUCAACUGGACUCCAAACUGGCGGGGUUAGCGCGGACACCCAUGUACCCUUUCCCAGGGGGUACAUACCCUUACCCUAUGCUCAGUCCCGAGAUGUCACAAGUAGCGGCGUCGUGGCAUACUCCGAGCAUGUAUCCAAUUUCUUCGGCGGCCAGUGGCUUCCGAAGCCCAUACCCCACCUCUCUGCCAAUCAGCAGUUCUAGUCUUUCAAGUGAGUUAUAUCGGUUCUCGCCGACGUUGGGCGGCGGGCUGGGGCUUGGACUGAGCCCAGCGUUGGUCCCAGCGCCGCCAUCAAAAGUGGACAUCUUUUCACACCAUCCAAGAUCACAGGUAGAAAAGAGUAGUGGUAGCAGCGCAAGCGAAAAACAAUCCGAAGGUACGGCUAGCGCGAACAAUAAAGAGCAAAACAAGAAGCCUCACAUAAAGAAACCCCUAAACGCCUUCAUGUUAUACAUGAAAGAAAUGAGGGCAAAAGUUGUAGCUGAAUGCACUCUUAAGGAGUCCGCAGCGAUCAACCAGAUCCUUGGCAGACGGUGGCAUUCAUUGAGUCGCGAGGAGCAGGCAAAGUACUAUGAGAAAGCGAGGCAAGAGAGACAGCUCCAUAUGCAGCUAUACCCCGGGUGGAGCGCGAGGGACAACUACGGUUACGGUUCCAAAAAGAAAAAGCGGAAAAAGGACCGAGGUCCCGCUGAAUUGGGAGGAAAUAAUUUGAAGAAAUGUCGGGCGCGAUACGGCCUUGAUCAACAAAACCAAUGGUGUAAACCUUGCAGGCGGAAGAAGAAGUGCGUACGUUACUUAGAAGCGCUGGCGGCGGCGUCGGGGAGCGUGCCGCACCCGAUGGCGACUCCCCAGUCGCCCUGCUCUGAGGAGGACGUGAAGCUGGAGGAGUUGUCGGACGCGUCGAGCGACGGGGAGGCCGACACGCCGCUCAACUCGGCGUCGAGCCCGGGCGGGCUCAGCGCGCUGUCGUCGCUCGCGUCGCCCGCGUCCGACCCGCCGCCCGCGCCGCGCCACCCCGUCGGCACCAACCCGCGCGACGCCAACAACCCGCUGUCCGUCGGCCAGCUCACCUCGCAGUCCUGGCCGCGCGCUGCCCAGACCCGGCCCGGACACGAGGUCAUAUCGGUGUCCUAG